Messenger RNA from Engraulis encrasicolus (European anchovy), 1484 nucleotides. RefSeq names its product dihydrofolate reductase (gene dhfr). Gene Ontology annotation, cellular component: mitochondrion. Bases 124 to 699 code for a protein of 191 amino acids. Gene Ontology annotation, molecular function: NADP binding; dihydrofolate reductase activity. The record is from RefSeq and is a predicted model, not a curated record. The transcript is spliced from 6 exons. Gene Ontology annotation, biological process: folic acid metabolic process; tetrahydrofolate biosynthetic process; dihydrofolate metabolic process. NCBI's taxonomy places the organism in Eukaryota, Metazoa, Chordata, Actinopteri, Clupeiformes, Engraulidae.
CAGUUUUGCAACUGCUGGGCUGGCGGGAACAGGACAAGUAGCAGCUCUCUGCAGUGCGAAGAGAAGUGCGGUGUUACAGAGCUAAUUGCACAUUUAUUGUUGUUUAUUACCUACGCAUUGCUUAUGAUGUCUCGGGUCCUGAAUUGUAUCGUAGCUGUUUGUCCUGAUAUGGGCAUAGGCAAGAAUGGAAAUCUUCCAUGGCAUCCUACCAGGUUAAGUAACGAAUUCAAGCAUUUCCAGAAGAUGACCAUGACUCCCACAGUUGAAGGAAAGAAGAACGUGGUUAUAUUGGGUAGGAAGACGUGGUUCUCCAUUCCAGCUGCGAACAGGCCCCUCAAGAACAGAAUCAACAUAGUCCUCAGCAGAGAACUGAAGCAGCCACCAGCAGGGGCGCACUACCUGGCGUCUGACUUCAGUGAGGCGCUGGCUCUUCUGGACACAGCAGAGCUGGCCCCAGAGGCCGACCAGGUGUGGGUCAUCGGUGGCAGUUCCCUCUACAGGGAGGCCAUGGAGAGCUCGGGCAAGAGGCGUCUGUUCGUCACGCGGAUCCUGCAGCAGUUCGACAGCGACACGUUCCUCCCCAACAUCGACACGGCCAAGUACAGCCUGCUGUCCGAGUUCCCGGGUGUCCCCACUGCCCCACAGGAGGAGAAUGGUCUGCAGUACCGAUUUGAAGUCUACGAGAGCAUUGAUCAGUGAGAAGCGACCACUCAAACACAAGAUUUCCUCAACAGGACAUCCAUGCUGAUACCAAUAUUGGCCUUUUGUUUUACAAAACGUCUGACUGGCUAGUGGCUUACUUGAAGCAAUACCUUACUGAACUCAGAAAGGUGACAUUUUUGGACAAUUUCAUCUGCACGUCAGCAAACUACAAGUGAUAUACCCAAUACAAUUUCUGCAAUACAAUGUUUGGCAGAAAUUCAGAAAGAUGACGUUUUGGACAUUUUCAUCUGCACGUCAGCUGACUACAAGUGUCAUCCCCAAUGCAGUAUGUGCAAUGCAAUGCUGUUAGCCAGCAACGAGUCAGGCAGGCCAUUUGAAGCAACCCAGCUGAUUGUGAGUUCAGUAGCGGUAGUCUUGUGUCGCACCUUUUAGUAGAUACACUGGCUACACCAAAGAAGGAUGUAUGGGAAAUCUGUGUCUGUGUAAUGGUAUAACUGUAAAGCAGCAUAUCCUAUUAUGUUGUGUUGUAUCUCAUUUGUUUCUGGUUUCUUUUUUCAGCAAACUUAAUCUCUGUUCCAAUGAUAUCAGAGCUGUCAGGGUAGUGAAGAAUAUAAUGUGCUCAAAGAAUUUUGGACCAUAACUAAUUGUAAUUAGCAAAAAAAAAUGUUAAUUUGUACCAUACUGUACUAUCCUGUACCAACAUUUGAAUUUAUUAAUUUUGUACCAAUUUAUAGUAAAGUAAUUAUAAUACUGACUGUAAUACUAAUUAUGUUUCUCAAAUAAAAAUGCUUGCAGAUAUUACAGCUUUCGUUUUUACAUAA